This is a messenger RNA of Brachypodium distachyon (stiff brome), 2546 nucleotides long. RefSeq names its product probable Xaa-Pro aminopeptidase P. The transcript is spliced from 13 exons. Gene Ontology annotation, molecular function: metalloaminopeptidase activity. NCBI's taxonomy places the organism in Eukaryota, Viridiplantae, Streptophyta, Magnoliopsida, Poales, Poaceae. The record is from RefSeq and is a predicted model, not a curated record. The coding region runs from base 73 to 2187 and encodes 704 amino acids.
CAAAACAAGUGUUCUAUCAUCUCUGCUCCCUUAUCUCUCUCCCUCCCUCGUUCCCUCCACGCGGCCGCGCCCAUGGCGAUCGAAGCCGCGCGCCUCUCCCCUUCACUCGCCGCCGCCGCCUUCCUCGGCCGCCGGGCUCUCCCAGCUACCCAUUUCACCCGCCGCCUACCGCUCCUCCUCCUUUCCCGCGCCAGCGCUUCCUCCUCCGGCGGGGACGGCCGCGCCGUUGCCCUCCCCUCUUCGGAGCUCCGCAAGCGCCGCAGCUCGGCAUCCGCCACCGGAGAGGACAGUAAGCUGGGAGCGAUCCGCCGGCUCUUCGUGCGGCCGGACAUCGCUAUCGACGCCUACAUCGUCCCCUCGCAGGACGCCCACCAGAGUGAAUUCAUUGCGGAAUGCUUCAUGAGACGUACCUACCUGACUGGGUUUACUGGUAGUGCUGGUACAGCUGUGGUCACCAAAAAUAAUGCUGCGUUUUGGACCGAUGGCCGGUAUUUUCUCCAGGCCGAGAAGGAAUUGAGCCAUGAGUGGACACUCAUGCGGAGUGGAAAUCAUGGUGUUCCAACCACUAUUGAGUGGUUGAAUGAUGUCUUACCAUCUGGUUGCCGAAUUGGUAUUGACCCGUUUCUUUUCUCAUUUGACGCUGCUGAGGAAUUGAAGGAUGCUAUUGCCAACAAGAAUCAUGAGUUAAUUAUGAUUAGUGAUUUUAACCUUGUUGAUGAGAUAUGGGGAGAAUCAAGGCCAGAGCCCCCAAAAGAACCUGUUAGGGUGCAUGACAUCAAAUAUGCUGGUAUUGAUGUGCCAUCAAAAUUGUCUUAUGUUAGAUCAGAGCUUGCUGAAAAUGGGUGCGAAUCUGUGGUUAUUUCAAUGCUUGAUGAAAUUGCCUGGUUGUUGAACAUGAGAGGAAGUGACGUUCCACAUUCACCUGUGUUCUAUAGUUACUUGAUUGUGGAGAUGAGCACUGCUACCUUAUUCGUAGAUAGAAACAAAGUAUCUGAAGAUGUUCUGGAGCACCUCGAGAAGGCUGGAGUAACACUAAAACCAUACAAUGCAAUUUUAUCCUCUGUAGAAAGAUUGGCAGAGAAGGGUGCAAAGCUGUGGUUGGAUUCUUCAAGUGUGAAUGCCGCCAUAGCUAGUGUAUUUAGAUCUAGUUGUGACAGAUACAGGAAAAAGACAGGAAAGACAGGGAGACAAAUAGGAAAAGACACAUCUUCAGAUGAGCUAACCUCCAAAAGCCAUGUUCAGAAUGGUGCAUUAAAUGGUCUGUACAAAGUUUCACCAGUGACCCUUGCCAAAUCUAUUAAAAAUAAUGCAGAAAUCAGAGGAAUGAAGAACUCGCACCUAAGAGAUGCUGCCGCUUUAGCAGAAUUCUGGUGCUGGCUAGAGGAGGAAGUUCGUAAAACUGUGGCUCUUACAGAAGUUCAAGUUGCAGAAAAGCUUCUUGAAUUUCGGCAAAAGCAAGAUGGCUUUAUAGAGACAAGCUUUGACACUAUAAGUGGUUAUGGUGCAAAUGGUGCUAUAAUACACUACAGACCAACUCCAGAUAGCUGCAGCUCUGUUGGAAGCGACAAUCUCUUUUUGUUAGAUAGUGGUGCUCAAUAUAUUGAUGGAACGACUGACAUAACAAGGACAGUUCAUUUUGGUGAGCCUUCCCAGAGGCAGAAGGAAUGCUUCACCAGGGUUUUGCAGGGCCAUAUAGCUCUCGACCAGGCAGUAUUUCCAGAGAGAACUCCUGGCUUUGUGCUAGAUGUUCUGGCACGCUCGUCUCUCUGGAAAAUUGGACUUGAUUAUAGACAUGGCACAGGUCAUGGAGUUGGAGCUGCACUUAAUGUCCACGAGGGCCCACAGAGCAUAAGCUAUCGAUAUGGAAAUUUGACAGCUUUACAAAAAGGCAUGAUUGUCAGCAAUGAACCUGGUUAUUAUGAAGACAAUUCAUUUGGCAUCCGAAUAGAGAAUCUAGUUCUGGUGAAGGAGGUUAAUUUAGCAAAUUCUUUUGGUGGCAUUUCAUACCUUGGGUUUGAGAAACUCACUUUUGUUCCAAUUCAGAGCAAUCUUAUUGACUUAUCCUUGCUAUCCCCUUCGGAGAUCAAUUGGGUCAAUGAAUACCAUGAACAAGUCUGGGAAAAGGUUUCUCCUAUGUUGAGUGGUGAUCCUCGUGACUGGCUGUGGAAGAACACAAGACCUCUUUAGACAUGCAAAAUGGCGCGACAUGACAAUAGCUACAAAAGGUAGGGAGUCAGUAGAUAUUCACUGCGUGGAAAAGAUGGUGGCAGGGUCAUUUGUUGAACGUGAUUUAUAUGAUACCCGGUCAGUUUAGCGCAAUAUUCAAAGGGGUGAAACGUUUUGCAUGUGUUGCCAUUUGUUAAUGAUUAGCACGACAAUUCAAUUGUCCACCAUGAGUCCAUGACGAUUCAAUUGUUUCCUGGGAUCUUAAUUCCUCUAUGGUGCGGGUAAUAGAUGGUUGGUUGUACAAACUCAUGCGGAAUAUUUUGUAUGAUGACAUUUUUUAGAAAUAUAUGUAAAUUGCACAGGGUUGUUUCCGGGAUUCC